UUAAGGCGGGGGGCCGGGUGCGGUGCCCGCCCGGCGGAGCGCAGCCCGCGGAGCGCAUGGAGCGGCCGUGGGUGCCCCUGGCCCUGCUGGGGCUGUGCUGGGUGCUGAGCGGGGCGGCGGCCGAGCGCCACACCGUUUUCUGGAACAGCUCCAACCUCCGGCUGACGUGGAGUGACUACGCGGUGGAGGUGCGUCUCAACGACUACCUGGACAUCAUCUGCCCGCACUACGAGGAGGGCAGCGUGGACCCCCGCGCCAUGGAGCGCUACACGCUCUACCUGGUGGAGCACGAGGAGUACCAGGCCUGCAAACCCAGCUCCAAGGAGCAGAUCCGCUGGGAGUGCAACAAGCCCAGCGCCCUCCACGGCCCCGAGAAGUUCUCCGAGAAGUUCCAGCGCUUCACCCCUUUCACGCUGGGAAAGGAGUUCAAGGAGGGGCACAGCUACUAUUAUAUCUCCAAGCCCAUUCACCACCACGGGGACGCGUGCCUGAAGCUGAAGGUGGUGGUCGCUGGCAAAGGGGCUCAGACGCUGCCUGUCCCCACCCAGAAGGGCCGGAUCCAGGCAGACGACGCGGCCGCGCACGUUCUGAGGAGCGUGGGGCAGAACUCGGCGAUACGGGGCAGCAGCCCCUUCACCUUCGUCAGCCUCCUCGUGCCCCUGCUGGUGCCACAGGGGCUGUGACCUGGGGACCGGGGCUGGGGACACAACCGGGAUGCUCGGGGACCCCGCGGUCCUUGUGCAGACCCCGGGGCGGCCCACCCUGCGUCCGGGCGAGGAAAGGAUUUGUCAGUAUUAAGGGCUGGAAGCGCCCGAAGCUGAGCAGCCAAAGCCCUCGGUGGUGGCCCCGGUGUUCACGGUGUCGGUAGCCAGAGGAUGAGCACGGAGCCGGGGCUGGAGGGGAGCGCGAGCCGGGGGCUCUGCGCACCCUGGACUGGAGGGGAACGGGGGGCUGGCACCCCCGCCCCAGGAGCUGAGCCCGCCCGGGGGGGCUCUCUGUGCCGCGGGCUCGGAUGGGACGUGUCCCGCGGGCAGGGACGCGGUGCUGCAGUCCCUCUGCGUCACCUGCGUGUGAUUGAGAUGCCCAGCAGCGGCUGUAGGAAACGUUCCCCCCAUGUUCCACAUCUUCAUCCCACCCUGGACCCCCCCCCCCCCCCACCCCUCUGCUGGGUGCCAGAGGGGUGUUCCCCACCCCCAGCACGCUGUGUGUGGGGGGUGUUGUGUGCCCCCAUUUGUACAGCUUUCUAACACAGGAGUUUUUAUACAAUUGUCUUGAAUAAAUAACCAAGACCA
This is a messenger RNA of Columba livia (rock pigeon), 1292 nucleotides long. RefSeq names its product ephrin A1 (gene EFNA1). The record is from RefSeq and is a predicted model, not a curated record. The coding region runs from base 57 to 683 and encodes 208 amino acids. Lineage: Eukaryota; Metazoa; Chordata; Aves; Columbiformes; Columbidae. Gene Ontology annotation, biological process: ephrin receptor signaling pathway; axon guidance. Gene Ontology annotation, cellular component: plasma membrane. Gene Ontology annotation, molecular function: ephrin receptor binding. The transcript is spliced from 5 exons.